Messenger RNA from Paramecium tetraurelia, 4404 nucleotides. RefSeq lists its product as uncharacterized. Gene Ontology annotation, biological process: protein localization to membrane; phosphorelay signal transduction system. The transcript is spliced from 5 exons. The record is from RefSeq and is a predicted model, not a curated record. NCBI's taxonomy places the organism in Eukaryota, Ciliophora, Oligohymenophorea, Peniculida, Parameciidae. Gene Ontology annotation, cellular component: membrane.
AUGAAUACAAACAUAAUUUUAAUUUUAGAAGGACUCCAAUGUGUAUGGUGGAUAAUAUUAUCCAUCAUAUUAAAAUGGAAUCAUUAAAUUGCAAUCAUAACUCUGGCUUCAACAUCAAUAGUCCUGAAACUAGGAUUGCUUAUGCAAAUUAAAAAAAUUAACAAUAAAGGGUAAUAUUUAUUGCUUCUACUACUAAUUCUUGCUGAUACUAUCACCUAUACAGAAAUAAACCUACUCCUUUAUUAACUUUUUAAUCCCUUUUCUAAUCACACAAACACUCUGUUUAUUGUAACUAAUUAAUAUAUUAUUAAAGAAAUAGUCGCUAAACAAAUUUCAUAUAAAAUAAUCAGGUUUUGUUAUCCUUGUUAUAUAAUAUUGAGACUAUUCUCAAUUGUUUUCAUUAAAUUUGAUUAUACAAUUUUAGAAAGCAUCAUAAUUAUUUUGGUCUUUGUAUUUGCUAUUUUGGGGGAUGAAAAAUCUAUAAUCUCUGCAAAAAUUCGUUUGUCUUUGCAAUUGCAAGAUGAGGAGUAAUCAGAUCGGUAUAUGAAUACCUUAAAAUAUUCAAAAAGAAAAAUAAUGAGAUAGCAUGAAUCUAGUAACUUGUUUUUUCAGGAUUAAUCCAAGGACAAAGAAAAAUUAAGAAGUCCCAGCAUCCUUUCCAAUAAACAUUUAUCAUAUAACGAUUUAUUUUCAGCUGUUCGAUAAAAAGAGUCUAUCGAUGUUGACAAAUCUGAUUUUUGCUCCCGCCUUUUCAUUACCAGAAUUUUACAUUUAAUCCCAGAUGGCAUAAUUAUUUUGAAUAAAUUUCAACAUCUACAAUUUAUGAAUAAGAAAUUUAUGGCGUUGAUGGAUUGUAAUAAAGAAGAGUUAAUACUGUCGAAACUAAAAGAUUGCAUUAGAAAUCAUGUUGUUAAUUUGGAUAAUGGCUUAAACUUCCCGUAAUCUCAAAAUAACAGAAAAAUUGAAAUGAAUUAACAUACAUUAGAAGAAAUAAUAAAAAAAGCACAAUAGAAUAAAGUUUAAUUGGAUAUUUUUGAUGUUUUACUAAACUAAAAUAAAUAUCUGAAUCAAUAUCUCAUUCAAUAGAAUAACUAUGAGGGAGAAAAAAGUAGUAUUGAUGAAUCUUCUGGCUAACAAAUAAAUUAAAAUUAAUUUCGUUUUAGUCUUUCUUUAGAAUCAAAUAAAUUUUUAAAACUUACAAUUAUUCAAACAUAGAUGACAAAUUAGUAAUUAGAUUCAUUAGCUCAAAAUGAUAUGUAAAUUUUUGGAGAUUUUAAAAAUCAACCUGUGUUGAUAUUAAUCCUAAAAGAUAUCACUUAUAAAAAUAAAUUUAAAAAAAUUGAAAUGAAAAAUUAAUAAUUCUAUCAUGUUUUAAAAAAAUAAUUGUUCUAAUUAAGAACUCCUCUUAAUUUGAAUCAGCAGUAUUUAAGGAUCUUUAGAGAUGUCAUAAAAGAGGAAUAGGAAAUUACAGAAAAAGUGGAAUUGCUCUAGUGUUCUACUUCUUUUCUAUAAUAUCAAAUGAAUAAUAUUUUGGAUUUCAUAUCUUAUUAACUCAAUGAAUUUGCAUAUUUCUUCUGCAGAUUCUCAAUCAAUGAAUUGAUCAAUGAAAUUGAAUAAGUGUUUAUUCCAUAUAUAAUUCAGAAGAAAAUCCAAUUUUAGAUCAGAAUUUAAUCUAAUCUGUCUGAAAAGUAUUUGAAUUCCGACAAAUUAAGAAUCAUUUAAGUGUUGUUAAAUAUUCUAAAUCAUUAAUCUAACAAUAUUUUACAGGGUGGUGAAAUCAACCUAAUAUUUAAUGCUAAAGAUGAUUUUACAGUAUAAGUGGCUGUAGAAAACAACUCAGCCCAAAUGAGUAGAAAGAAACAAUUCUCCUUUAAUUAAAUAAUGAUGCUGAGGAAUCAAGAUGAUGACAGUUGUAAUGACAUAAUGACACAUCCAGAGUUAGGUUUUGGAUUAAAUUUAGCAGCGAAAUUAGCAUCAGGAUUUAUUGAGGGUAAUAAUAAAAAUAUUGAAAUUUUAUCAAAUUCUGCUGAUAGUAGCAGUAUUAGCUUUUUGAUUUAAGAUCAAAUGCUCUAAAAGGAUUAGGAUCAAAAGGAUUAAGAUUAAACUAGGAAUCAAUCUAAUACAGGUGGUUUUGUAGUUCCUAAUAAAUCUUAAUCUUGGUAAUAAGAAGAUAACUUCAUUGAUAACACUGACCAUUAUGAGAAUUCAGAAAAAGUUGUUUAAAAAUCAGAUGGUGUCAAAUCAUAUGAAAGUCCAAACAUUGUUGAGGAUUUCAGUGAACGUAUAAUUAUACCUUAAUCAAAUUAUUUUUAAUUUAGAUCUAUUGAAAGUCCAAAGUAAUAAUUAAUACACUAAACGUUUUCGUUUAAAAUAUCAACUUUAUAAUUACAUGAAUGCAAUGCUACUUGUAAAAAGAUAUUGAUAGUUGACGAUUAGAUUUUUAAUUAAAUUGCACUCAAGGCUAUUUUAAACCAUUUUGCAAUUUAAUGUGAUUAGGCAUAUGAUGGUUAUUAAGCAAUUCAAAGAGUCAAAGAAAAGCUCUAAACUGUUUGCUAAUUUUAUGAUAUCAUAUUUAUGGAUAUAGAAUUACCAGGAUUAAAUGGAUUUGAAACUUCGAAAGAAGUAAGUUUGCUUGUCUAUUUUAGAUAAUUUCAAUGGGAUGCAAGAAGACAGCAAUUGUAAUUUGUUCAGCCUACGAUACAAAGGAUAACUUAAUGUAAUUUGAUCAUUCUGGGUUAUGCGAUUAUCUACAAAAACCAAUACUGUAAAUUGAACUACUCUAAAUUCUCAAAAAAUAUUAAUUAGUUAAAUGAUUAUUGUUUUAUUAUGUCUAAUUACUUUCUACCUAAAGAUAACCCUUCAGAGACUUACGAAUAUUAUGAGUUGCCCUAUUGUAAGCCUAGUGAUUACGAGGAAGUAAUUGAAACUUUUGGACAAUCAUUAUCUGGGGAUAAAUAAAUGACUUCAGUGUACAAGUUCAAUUCAAAACAGAAGAUAGAAGAUAAAUAGGUUUGUGAGAGAAAUUUUAUAAAUGCGGAAAUAAAGAAAUGGAUUGAAGCAAUAGAUUAAGAGUACAUAAUCGAGUUUUAUUUGGCGGAUUUUAUAAUGCAUGAUGUAGUGGGACAUUAUAAAGAGGGGCAGUAUUAUCUAAAGAAUAGAAUCACAUUUAAUUUAUAUGUAUCGAAUGAUUCACGACUGAUGUAUGCUAAUAUCACUAUGAAUGAUGGAGAUUUUAAAUAAAUAAAUUAAUAAGAUGAUGACACAUAGAUCGAAUUCUAUUUUACUGUUAAAAUCUAAGAGUACAAUGAGACUAUGAAUGUCCAUCAUCAUGAUAUCAAAUGGAAUUCGCUACUAUUAAAGACCAUAAUAAUCUUACAUUUAGUCUUCGUCAUCUGUUAUUUAUUGAGGAGAUCUAUAAAAAGUGGUUAUAGCAAUAUCCCUGAUGAAGAAAACGAAAUCGAACCUUAAGGAUGGAAGUCAAUCAAAAUUGAAUCAUUGAUGCCUCCCACAAAUCGUAUUCUGUUCUCUGCAUUACUUGGCACAGGCAUUCAUUUUUUGGUAACAAUUUUGAUUUUGUUGGUCUUGGGAUCAUUUGAUUUAUUUGACACUCGUAAAGGAUCUAUAAAAUCGGCAGGAAUAAUUGUAUAUAGUUUUUGUGGAGCCAUAAAUGGUUAUCAAACGGGGAGGUUUUAUAAAUUUUUUGGAGGCAAGAGAUGGCUAUUAAAUUUGCUCAUAACCACUGGACUUUUUCCAUUAUCUGCAAUAUUUAUACUUUUUAUUAUUGAUGUAUUUUCAAUAUUGUUCGGAACAACAUCAACUUACUCAUUUACAGCUAUGUUUUCUGUUGGCUUCAUUUUAAUAUUUGUGUACAUGCCUUUAACAAUAAUAGGAGGAGUUUCAGGCAGGUUGAGAACUGUAGAUGAGUUGCUUGAAAAAAGAUUGUAGAAGAAAUUGUUAAUCUCAAAUUAUUCAUUUCUAUUAAAAGGAUUUUUGUAUGGAAUUGUGCCCUUUAUAUCAAUUGCAUUGGAAUUAUAUUACAUUUUGGAGAGUACAUGGAGUGAUCAUCCAUUUGAGUAUUACACAUUGUUAUUGUUCUCUUAUAUUCAAUUGUUGAUCAUAGUGGGUUGUCUAUCAAUCAUCCAAACUUAUCAACAAUUGAAUAAGGGCAAUUACAAUUGGCAAUGGAUAUCAUUCAUUAAUGGAGGAUAGUGCAUCAUAUACAUGUUUGGAUUCAUCUUUUAUUAUUAUUAUUAUAUGAAUAUGCAUGGAUUUUAUUAAUUUUUAUAUUAUUUUGGAGAAAGUAUAUUGGCAUGUUUUGUAUUAUGGUUGAUGUUGGGAUUUGUGAGUUAUUGGAUCUCGUUGAAAUUUGUGAUUUAUAUUUAUUCAUAAAAUAAGAUUUAAUGA